AUGUCCGAAACGUCGGUCUCAGAUAAGUUAGAGAAAGAUAAUCUUCGUACGCCAACAGAGAAAAAGAACGACGCGCAAACAAACAAUACCGAAAACCUUUCGGAAAGUUCAGGCAAGAAAAGAGAGACAACGGACUUAAACGCUAAUGUUAUCACCAAUGAAAACAGCAACUCGAAUUCAGUUUCCCUUAUUGAGAAAGCAGAGCUGCCAAACCCAAAAACAGAGACUGGUUCAUCAAACGCUGCACCUCAGGGUCCUGUAACAGUCUCUCUAUUGACCUCCAGCACAUCAGCCUCAUCUGAAGCUGCUCCAAAGGUCAUGGUAGGCCCCGCACAGAUGAAAUCUUCAACACCCGUGGUCGUAGGGGCCAGAGUUGUGACAUCCAGCGUUCAGGGACCAGGGGCCACUAGUUUGGCUCUGGUUCCUCAGCCUGGAAGAGUUUCAGUGGCCAUAAGCCAGCCCAGAGUCACCACACUGACCACUGCCAAAGGGCCGGUCAUGACUUUGCCAAGGAUUUCCACUCCAUCACAAAGUGUGCCAAUGACGCGCGCCCCUCAGACGGUGCCACUGCAGCUGCCUGCCAACUUCCAGGUACCACAAGGAAUGGUGUUAAUCCGCAGUGACAGUGGGCAGUUGAUGUUGGUGUCUCAGCAGGCUCUGGCCCAGGCUCAGGGAAUGCUGCCAAAAGCAGCCAGUGCCAAUGCCUCGGCUAUAGUUAGACCCUCGUCCUCACAGGCAACUAUAAACACCACACCGCUCAUCAGAGUUUCUCUCCCUCCUACAAGUGCAUCAGCUACUGCUAAUAUUAAACUUAACCCUACUGUGGGGACUGCCAUUCAGAAACCAGCCGCAGCUACAGGAACUGCUGUUUUCACGCCAUCAUGUUCAGCAGGAACCGCCAUCAGUAAGCCGGCCGCUGUUGUAGGCACAGCCAUCAGAAAGCCCAGCUCUACCAUGGGGCCAGUUAUCAAAGCCAGUCAAAUGACUCCAAACAGCAGCACACCAGGGACAUUUAACCAGAGGACUAAUUCUGUCACCGCAACUACAGUAAUUAAUACCUCUGCUGGAAAGUCUGUGGGCAAAGGUGGACCCUCCAUCCAGAGUAAUGCCCCGCGAGUGGUGUCUCCUAAUGUACCACCCAGAUCCAGCACAAACACAUCCUCAACACCAGUCACUGUUACAGCUGAGACCUUGGAGAAUGUGAAGAAGUGUAAGAACUUCCUGGUCACUCUUAUGAAGCUGGCAUCAAGUGGCACUCGCUCUGCUAACAUGGCCCAAAAUGUCCGCGCUCUUGUCAAAGGCCUGCUGGAUGGGAAACUAGACGCUGAAGAAUUCACAGAGAAACUCUACAUGGAGCUCAAAUCGUCUCCUCAGCCAUAUCUAGUGCCUUUCCUGAAGAGGAGCCUGCCAGCCGUCCGUCAGCUCACGCCAAACUCGCAGCUCUUCAUUCAGCAGUGCGACCAUCUCAAGCCUUCAGAUUCAGCCUUGACCAAAUCCACAAACCAGAAGGCCUCUGCGUCUGUCAGCUCCUCCCUCAAAAACAGCCAGCCAACCAGAACACCUCAGCUGGUGCAAACUAAAGAGGUGGUCGUCAAACAGCCUCAGGUGGGCUUAGCUGCGCAGAGCCAAACCCACUCUAAACACAUGGUCAUUCAGACCAGCACUCAUUCAACAGGUGCUGUUGUGCGGCAGUCCAUCCUUCAGGCGUCUAAAACACACUUUUCCCAGCCGACCCUUCCAGCACAGGCACACGGCUUCAAGGACAGCACCUCGGGCUCUUUCCGAGAUGACGAUGACAUUAAUGAUGUGGCCUCCAUGGCUGGAGUGAACCUGAGUGAAGAAAAUGCUCGUAUUUUGGCCUCUGGCUCCGAACUCGUGGGAUCAGUGAUCCGCUCCUGUCAAGAAGAGCCCUUUCUAUUCCCAUCAGCCCUGCAGACACGAGUUCUGCACAUCGGUGGCUCUUUGAGUGUCACAGAGGUCUGUCCUGAUGUUCUUGAGUUAAUCUCUCUGGCGACACAGGAGAGACUUCGAGACCUGCUGGAGAAGAUCACCGUUGUGGCACAACAUCGACAGAUCUCUUACAGGGAUGAUUGGCGCUACACUCAGACCAAUGACACACGCUCUCAGCUGAAGUUCCUGGAGCAGCUAGAAAGACUGGAGAAGCAGAAGAGGGAGGAAGAGGAGCGGGAGACACUGCUACGCAUCGCCCGGAGUCGCUCAAACAGCGAAGACCCAGAGCAACAGCGCCUAAAACAGAGAGCCAAAGAGAUGCAGCAGUUGGAGUUGGCACAGAUGGAGCACCGAGAUGCAAAUUUGGCAGCGCUGGCAGCCCUCGGGCCCCGUAAGAAGAAACCUCUGGAGGCUCCAGGCUUAGGGGCCAACCAGUUGUUAGGUUCACAUGGGCACUUUGCUUCUCGAGCUCCUGUUCGAGUCACUAUGAGAGAUUUGACCUUCUACAUGGAGCAAGACCCCACAUUCAGACACACUCUCAUGCUCUAUAGAGCCUUUUUGGGUUAGA
Danio aesculapii is the source of this 2518-nucleotide messenger RNA. It is a transcript of the gene taf4b, whose product is annotated as TAF4B RNA polymerase II, TATA box binding protein (TBP)-associated factor. The coding region runs from base 1 to 2517 and encodes 838 amino acids. Lineage: Eukaryota; Metazoa; Chordata; Actinopteri; Cypriniformes; Danionidae. Gene Ontology annotation, cellular component: transcription factor TFIID complex. Gene Ontology annotation, molecular function: DNA binding; RNA polymerase II general transcription initiation factor activity; protein heterodimerization activity. The transcript has 15 exons. Gene Ontology annotation, biological process: DNA-templated transcription; transcription initiation at RNA polymerase II promoter. The record is from RefSeq and is a predicted model, not a curated record.